AAGUCCCUAGGAGAAAACCAACAGCGAGUCUCUUAUUGUUCCACCUCUCCCUUGUUCUCCUGAGCCUUUUCUUCUCUUCUAGGACAUGCUUAAGGCCAAUUCGGAGGGCACAGCUGCAAGCGCAGCGGCUCUCUGGUUCCCAGGGAGAAAGAUGGAGGGCUUUGGGGUGGCUCCUCUAUCGGCGAGGGCGCGGGAGAUAGCCAAGGGUCGAGAAGAGCUCCUCAGGCUUCUGCGAGACCUCCCGGAGUCGGAGUACGAGCUCUCGCUCACCGACCUCGUCGAGAAAGGAUCGGCUGCCGGCAACUCAGCUGCGGAGGAGAAGAAGACUUCCCCAGAAGGAGAAACCAACCGAGCGUCAUCAGCUGUUAAGGAGAGAAAGAAGCGGAGGAGCAGCAGGGGCAGUUGCGGCAGCAGCAGCGAUGGAGUGCUCUUGAAUUUUUACGUGCCGAGUUCCCUGACCCGGAGCCUCACCGCGCCACGGUCAAGCCGGGCGAGCCGGGGGGUGGCUCACAGGGACGUCACAGACUGCGGCAAGAGGGACAGGGAACCCGCCAUGUUCGGAUGUUGGCCAGCUUUUUGGGAGAGAGGGCGAGGGAAGUCCAGGCGACCGGUGUUGGAAAGAAGAUGAGAGGAAAUGCCAUUGGGUUCCUUCAUGCUUUUGCCCUCCGAGCUCCGUUUGCCUGAGCUGUGUUUGAUCAUAUGGGGGCUUUGGUUGGGCUGGAAUUUAACCAGGCUAUGACUUGACCUUUCAUGGCCAUCUAUGUUUGUCCAUCUGUAAAUUAUGAUUUCUAACUCAAUUAGGAUGGCCUAACUAAGAAUUGCUUUCUAAUUUCAGUUUUGCUAUUUUUAUUUAUACGAGUGUUCAGAACUUGAGAUUUACAUGAGAGUUAUCAUAGAUGGCUGGGAUGCCCUAUCUUAAUUUUUUUUCUAUUA
Molecule: messenger RNA, 933 nt
Organism: Phoenix dactylifera (date palm)
Lineage: Eukaryota; Viridiplantae; Streptophyta; Magnoliopsida; Arecales; Arecaceae
Source: RefSeq, a predicted model, not a curated record